Molecule: messenger RNA, 2203 nt
Organism: Mugil cephalus (flathead mullet)
Lineage: Eukaryota; Metazoa; Chordata; Actinopteri; Mugiliformes; Mugilidae
Gene: aplnr2
Product: apelin receptor 2
Exons: 2
Coding region: 384-1820 (478 amino acids)
Biological process (GO): immune response; G protein-coupled receptor signaling pathway
Cellular component (GO): membrane
Molecular function (GO): G protein-coupled receptor activity
Source: RefSeq, a predicted model, not a curated record
GAACAAGAGGUAGGAGGGAUCUGGGUGUGCAUUCAACUGUGUGUGUGUGUGUGUGUGUAGGAGACACUGAUAUAUAUGUUCAGACCAAAGAGGAGGACACUUUCUUCAGUUGGAACAUUACAGAUGUAGAGAUCGAGAGAGCAACAGAAGACAUCCCGCUGAGACAUCUUAUUGACUGCUACAUCAUUUCUAGCAUCUGUGAGUGGAUUUUAUCCAAACGGAUGAAGGGCCCUGAGAUCUGAUGGUGGUGGACUGACUCUCCCGACCUUCCAAGUGGACCGACAGAAGCAGCGAAGGCGAACAGCUGACCGAUCUACGUUAAAGCCUUAAUGGCGAACCUUUUCAUAUAAAAAACGAGGAAAGACAGACAGAGAGACGGGCAGAUGUCAGAAGCAGACUUCUCCACCGCCCCCACUCCCACUCCCCCUCCCCUCUUCCACUGUGACUACAGCGACUGGUCUCCCUCCUUCUCCAUCAUCCCCUCCAUCUACCUGCUGGCCUUCCUGGUCGGUUGCCUCGGCAACAGCCUGGUGCUUUGGGUCUACCUGGACCGAGCAGAUUUGAGGAGAACAAGGACAGAUGUCAAAAGGCAGACUGGACAUUUCUGUUGCGUUUUGAGAAUCGGUCAGCAGAACUCGAACGGCGCGUCGUUUCCCGAGACGAACAAAGCGAACUGCGGACACAGCCACAGGUCUUCCUCCCAUUCCACCGCCUCCUCCUCUCAUCCUCCCUCCGUCCCCCGUCCCUCUCGCUCUCUCACGGACUCUCUGAUAGCCAGCCUGGCGUUGGCUGACCUCUGCUUCCUCGUGACCCUGCCGCUCUGGGCCGUGUACACGGCGAUGGGCUACCACUGGCCUUUCGGGCAACCCCUCUGCCAGAUCAGCAGCUUCCUCACGGCCCUCAACAUGUACGCCAGCGUCUUCAGCCUGAGCAUGCUCAGCGUGGAGCGGUACUGGGUCCUGACUGGGCACCGGCACUCCAGCCACCACCCCCCUCGGAGCUUGCCCAGCCGGGCUCUGUGGAUACUCGGAGGGGUGUGGGUGGUGGCGGGGGUCCUGGCGCUCCCCGCUUUGCUGCUUCGCUCCGUGCGGGAGGUGGAGCUUGACACGGAAUCCGAGGAUGACUGGCGGCUGGAGCCGGCCGAUUCCAAAUUCCUGUCCUGCCAGAUGGAUUACUCAAUGCUGAUUGGGGCAGAGCUGGAUGAGGAGGAAAGGGAGAGGGCGCAGAUUUGGUGGGCCGCCGCCUUGAGCCUAAAAUCUACUCUCAUCGGCUUCCUGCUCCCUCUCAUCAUCCUGUUGGUGUGCUACUGCUCACUGGCCCAGCUCCUGAGCAGACACUUUGGACGGGGCCCUCGUCCUGACCGCAGGCGACAGCGCAGGCUCCUCAGGGUCAUCGUCACUUUGGUGAUGGCGUUUUUCCUGUGCUGGCUGCCUCUGCACGUGAACAAAAACGUGUCCAUGCUGCUGGAGUUCGGAUUCGUCCCGUACUCCUGCCCUUUAGACCAGAUCCUGCUGGCUGCUCAACCCUACGUCACCUGCUUAGCGUACCUCAACUCCUGCCUGAACCCCGUCCUCUACGCCGCCUGUGACCCGUCAUUCAGGAAGAGAUGCAGGGGAGCUCUCCUCACGUUGUGCAGGGCAAGCAGGCGAGGGGCAGAGGGAAGGGAGGGCAACAAGGAUGUGACAGAGGGCGAAAAGGAGGAAAGGAGCUCAGCUUUUCCCACAAGGACGCAGGAGGAAACAGCAGAAAGGACAGAGGACGCGGCGGAAGAGAGGGAUGGGGAGGUGGAGGCCACAGGAACCAAAAAUAUAACCGUUUGAAAUUAAAAGCGUAGGCCAACCAAAAUCUAAUCCCACCGUCAGGAGGCAGAGAGUCCAGUUAUGUUGUUUGUUGACAGUGGAGCAGCUCUAAUAUUUUUGAGGGAAUUCUGAAGCGGUCUAAAGUCAGUCUCCAGAUGAAUCAAAUGUCAACAUUUUCAAAAAUAAAUAUCUGGACAUACAGAAUACACCCUGGUUUUAAACGGUCACAUUUCCCAUGGGAAAAAUUCCUGUCCCUCCUAAAAGACUGUGCUCAGAAAUAGUCUCCCAGAAGAACAAAUCUUCUCAUGAAAUGUGAGCUGGUUCUAUAUUUUGUACUUUUAAUAUGACCCUGAGUUCUUUGUUGACUUGUGUUGCACUGUUUUUGUUGUUUAUUUUUGAUUAAA